AUUUUGUUCUUUAUACAAUACUUCUCUAGAUCAUAUCCUCAAAAAUGACUGUCGACAGAGACUCAAAGAUCCCUGAACUCAAAGAUUCAGUCUUGGAACUAAUAGGUAACACCCCUUUGGUUAAAUUAAACAAGAUCCCUCAAUCAUUAGGUGUUAAACCUCAAAUCUUAGCUAAACUAGAGUUCUUCAAUGCUGGUGGUAGUGUCAAAGAUAGAAUUGCUCUUCGUAUGGUUGAAGAAGCUGAAAAAGAUGGAAGAAUCAAACCAGGCUACACUUUAAUCGAACCAACUUCAGGUAACACUGGUAUCGGUUUGGCUUUGUUAGGUGCUGUUAAAGGUUAUAGAACUAUUAUCACUUUGCCAGAAAAGAUGUCUAAUGAAAAAGUUUCCGUCUUGAAAGCUUUAGGUGCUGAAAUCGUUAGAACCCCAACUGAAGCUGCUUUUGAUUCUCCAGAAUCACAUAUUGGUGUUGCCAAAAAAUUGAACAAAGAAAUUAAAAACUCUGUCAUCUUGGAUCAAUAUGGUAAUAUCAAUAACCCAGAUUCUCAUUAUUACACAACUGGUUAUGAAAUUUACAAACAAUCAAAGGGUAAAAUCACCGCCUUAGUUGCUGGUGCUGGUACUGGUGGUACAAUCACUGGUAUUGCCAAAUAUUUAAAAGAACAAGAUCCAAAAAUUAAAGUCAUUGGUGCUGAUCCAAAAGGUUCAAUCUUGGCUGUUCCUGAAUCUUUAAACAAAACAGAUACCGAUCAAUACAAAGUCGAAGGUAUUGGUUAUGAUUUCAUCCCAGAUGUCUUGAACAGAGGUUUGAUUGAUGAAUGGUACAAAACCGAAGAUCAAGAAUCAUUCACUUUAGCCAGAAGAUUAAUCAAAGAAGAAGGUAUUUUAAUUGGUGGUUCCUCUGGUAGUUCUUUAGCUGCAGCCAUCAGAUAUGCUAAAGAUCAUCCUGAAUUAACAGAAGAUGACACCAUUGUUGUUGUUUUCCCAGAUAGUGUUAGAUCUUACUUGACCAAAUUUAUUGAUGAUGAAUGGAUGAAAUCAAAUGGUUUUGAAAUUGAACCAGUUGCUAAAUCUUCAAAAGGUACUUUUGAAACUGAAAAAAUAAAGUCAUUAAACUUGAAACCUGUUGUCGCUGUUCAUAGUGAUGAAAAAGUUGAAAAAGUUAUCAAAAUCUUGAAAGAAAAUGGGUUUGAUCAAUUACCUGUUUUAUCACCAAAGAGUGGCAAAUUGAUUGGUUUAAUAACGUUGAGUAAAUUAUUAGGAUCAUUAUCUUCAAGUCAAAUCACAAUUAAUGAUGCUAUAGAAUCAAUUAUCAUUGACUUUAGAAAACUAAACAACUUUGAUGAUGUCAACAUUUUCAAUGAAAAUAAAUCAAGUAAGAAAAAAUUCAAUAAAAUCACUGAAGAAACUACUCUUGGAGAAUUGAAAAAGUUUUUUGAAAAAAAUGCAAGUGCUGUUGUUACUGAUAAAGACAUGAAACCAAUCCAUGUUGUUACUAAAGUUGAUCUAUUGGAUUAUUUUAUUGAAAAUUAAGAAAUGAUG
Hansenula anomala is the source of this 1541-nucleotide messenger RNA. RefSeq names its product cystathionine beta-synthase CYS4 (gene CYS4). The coding region runs from base 45 to 1532 and encodes 495 amino acids. The record is from RefSeq and is a predicted model, not a curated record. Gene Ontology annotation, molecular function: cystathionine beta-synthase activity; cysteine synthase activity. Lineage: Eukaryota; Fungi; Ascomycota; Saccharomycetes; Phaffomycetales; Wickerhamomycetaceae. The transcript has a single exon. Gene Ontology annotation, cellular component: cytoplasm.